AGAAGGAGGAGCGAACUGGGCUUAGGGGGCGGCUGCACAGUCUCCUAGAUCCCCAGGCCUGGAGGGGGGUCUGCGCAUAGCCGGCUGGCUCUUUUCCUGCCCAGUCCGGUCAUAGCGGGCCUCCCUCGGGCCAUCCCGAUGGUGACCGGGCCCAGCGGAGCCUGAGCAAGGAACGGGUCCGUUGCGGAGCCGGAGGGCGGGAGGAACAUGACAUCGCGGAGAUGGUUUCAUCCAAAUAUCACUGGCGUGGAGGCCGAAAACCUACUGUUGACAAGAGGAGUUGACGGCAGUUUUUUGGCAAGGCCCAGUAAAAGUAACCCUGGAGACUUCACGCUUUCCGUUAGAAGGAAUGGGGCUGUCACCCACAUCAAGAUCCAGAACACUGGGGACUACUACGACCUGUACGGAGGAGAGAAGUUCGCCACUCUGGCUGAACUGGUUCAGUACUACAUGGAGCACCACGGGCAACUCAAGGAGAAGAACGGAGAUGUUAUUGAACUCAAAUAUCCUCUGAACUGUGCAGACCCUACCUCUGAAAGAUGGUUUCACGGCCACCUCUCUGGCAAAGAAGCGGAGAAGCUGCUAACCGAGAAAGGAAAGCACGGCAGCUUUCUGGUCCGAGAGAGCCAGAGCCACCCUGGAGAUUUUGUCCUCUCCGUCCGGACUGGGGACGACAAGGGGGAGAGCACUGACGGCAAGUCCAAGGUGACCCACGUCAUGAUCCGCUGUCAGGAACUGAAGUACGAUGUUGGAGGAGGAGAACGGUUCGACUCUCUGACAGAUCUGGUGGAGCAUUACAAGAAGAACCCCAUGGUGGAAACGCUGGGCACGGUUCUGCAGCUCAAGCAGCCCCUCAACACGACUCGCAUCAACGCUGCCGAAAUCGAGAGCCGGGUCCGGGAGCUGAGCAAACUGGCUGAGACCACAGACAAAGUCAAACAAGGCUUUUGGGAAGAAUUUGAGACGCUACAGCAACAGGAGUGCAAACUUCUCUACAGCCGAAAAGAGGGCCAGAGGCAAGAGAAUAAAAACAAAAACCGAUACAAAAACAUCCUGCCCUUCGAUCACACCAGGGUGGUCCUGCACGACGGCGACCCCAACGAGCCCGUUUCCGAUUACAUCAACGCGAAUAUCAUCAUGCCUGAAUUCGAAACCAAGUGCAACAAUUCAAAGCCCAAAAAGAGUUACAUUGCCACGCAAGGCUGUCUGCAGAACACGGUGAAUGACUUUUGGCGGAUGGUGUUUCAGGAGAAUUCCCGAGUGAUUGUCAUGACGACGAAAGAAGUGGAGAGAGGGAAGAGUAAAUGUGUCAAGUACUGGCCCGACGAGUACGCUCUGAAGGAAUACGGGGUCAUGCGUGUCAGGAACGUCAAAGAAAGCGCUGCCCAUGACUACACGUUACGAGAACUGAAGCUCUCCAAGGUUGGACAAGCUCUACUCCAGGGCAAUACGGAGAGAACCGUCUGGCAAUACCACUUUCGGACCUGGCCGGACCACGGCGUGCCCAGCGACCCCGGGGGUGUGCUGGACUUCCUGGAGGAGGUGCACCACAAGCAGGAGAGCAUCAUGGAUGCGGGCCCAGUGGUGGUUCACUGCAGUGCUGGCAUCGGCCGGACAGGGACGUUCAUUGUGAUUGACAUCCUCAUUGACAUCAUCAGAGAGAAAGGCGUCGACUGUGACAUCGAUGUUCCCAAGACGAUCCAGAUGGUGCGAUCGCAGCGGUCAGGGAUGGUCCAGACGGAGGCACAGUACCGAUUCAUCUACAUGGCCGUGCAGCAUUAUAUCGAAACACUACAGCGCAGGAUCGAAGAAGAGCAGAAAAGCAAGAGGAAAGGUCACGAGUACACGAACAUUAAGUAUUCCCUGACGGACCAGACCAGCGGAGACCAGAGCCCCCUCCCGCCUUGUACCCCGACGCCCGCCUGCGCAGAGAUGAGGGAGGACAGCGCCCGAGUCUAUGAAAACGUGGGUCUCAUGCAGCAGCAGAAGAGCUUCAGAUGAGAGCGCCGCCGAGGCUCCUGCAAUGUAGACUUCAACUUCUCCAUGAAACGAUCAAGAACAGGUGCAAGGCAGUUGAUGUGAAGCGUGAACUUGAAACUUGAAGGCUUGCGUUGUGGUCGACUCCCCCUUCUUUGAUGAACAGAAUGUGAAACCGUUUAAAGACCCUUGUCUUCUCACCCAGCAACACCUGCCUCCCGGUGACCGCCGUCCUCCGAUGGGAAGCCACCUCUGCCCCUGCGGACAGCGGCGGGCUCGACGGAGUUGUGUUCCACACGGAGGAGGCAGCUCGGCUGUGCCCUCUGCUCUGCAGAUGGUGAUGCUUCGAAUCCUAGUUACUGGCUUUUUUUUUUUUCCUUUGUAUAACCUUAGAACAUUUACU
Messenger RNA from Phyllostomus hastatus (greater spear-nosed bat), 2380 nucleotides. It is a transcript of the gene PTPN11, whose product is annotated as protein tyrosine phosphatase non-receptor type 11. The transcript is spliced from 16 exons. Gene Ontology annotation, molecular function: protein tyrosine phosphatase activity. Bases 208 to 2001 code for a protein of 597 amino acids. Lineage: Eukaryota; Metazoa; Chordata; Mammalia; Chiroptera; Phyllostomidae. The record is from RefSeq and is a predicted model, not a curated record. Gene Ontology annotation, biological process: protein dephosphorylation.